Messenger RNA from Moneuplotes crassus, 1184 nucleotides. Lineage: Eukaryota; Ciliophora; Spirotrichea; Euplotida; Euplotidae. The record is from the annotation of a GenBank genome assembly.
UCCUCAAGCAUGAGCUCAUCUCUAUAAAUCUAGAUGUUCAUACUUGGUCUUAUCAACCCAGACCAGUGUCUAAUCCUUGCAUAGAACUUAUGGAACAGUACAAAAUUUCACCUAAGAAAGUCACCUUCAGUGACUAUGACGAAAUAGAAAUAAUUGAUGAAUGGGCUAUAGUCUCUCAUACAACAGCAAAGAAGCCAAGAAAAUCGAUUGUGUCGAAGAAAUUGAAGCACUCUGGCUCAAAAAAUUCCAUGCUUUUAGAGCGUGAUUCCCUCAAAAAGAGAAGGAUAUGUACAAAAAAGACCAAGAGUAAAGACUUUUCUACAACUAAAUAUAACAAGCACUGAAGCAUCAGUAUUAAGAAGUUAGAUCCUUGCACCAACAAGAAGCUAAGGUCGAUCAAGACUAACCGAGCUUUCACUAAGAAACUUGUCCUAAAGACCUUAAAGAAUAGAAAUCUGAAAAAUACCCUUCUUGAAAAACUAGUCUCAGAUCCUGCUGUUAAGCCUGCUACAUGCACGAUAGAGUCAGUUAGGAAGAGUCUGCCAUCUGCCAGGAUGGUGGGGAGAUCUCCUAGGAUUCCUCCGACCAAGCAUAUCAAUGUAGACUUGACUACUCCUAAUAAGAAAGGAAAAUUUAGUGCUCAUGAAUCACUGAAUAUUUAUUAUAAAACUGGAUCUGUCAGGAGCCCUGUCCACGCUCCAAAGGAAAGAGCCUGAUAUAGUUCCUUAACAAUCGGCAAUAUGAGGAAGCACAACCUACGCCAAAACAGAAGUAUCAGUAAUGAAUCGUUAGUUGGAGGACUAAUGUCUGGUAGAACUUCUUGAGUAUCAGGCCACACGCUAAUCCAAAAUUCCAAGCAGUCUAACCUAAACGAAAAAGUGGUUCCGAACAUUGGGAAGAUAUUCUGCAAUACUCAGAGAAAAGAUGAAUCUGUGCUAUCAAUGUCUGCACAGAUUAAACGUAUGGCGAAUCUAAGCAUGAUGAGUCCUUCCUUGUCUAUCUUCGGAGGAAGUAUUCUCUCUGGGGAAGGAUUAGUGCUUCCUCAAGCAAGGGUCAGUAAGGCUGAACCUAUUAACAACCUACAAAGCCAAGAACUGAGCAAGGUGGAUCAUAACGGUGAAGAAGCCCGUAGCGAUAUUGAAGAAAAUAAUUCUCUGGCUCACUGAAGUACAGAUGAAUUUUAA